Molecule: messenger RNA, 2070 nt
Organism: Bufo bufo (common toad)
Lineage: Eukaryota; Metazoa; Chordata; Amphibia; Anura; Bufonidae
Gene: POPDC1
Product: blood vessel epicardial substance
Exons: 8
Coding region: 153-1208 (351 amino acids)
Cellular component (GO): sarcolemma
Molecular function (GO): cAMP binding
Source: RefSeq, a predicted model, not a curated record
UCCCCCAGCAGUGAGGGAGCUGCCUGCGCUGCUAGGGAGGGGAGUGUGCGCCGCUCCGGGCUGCAGCCUAUUUUAGUCACGUCUUCCCGGCCACUCGUCUUCAGUGACAAACUUUCCCGGGACGGCCGCUCUUCAGAGCCAGGGUUUUAAAGAUGACUACUGAAAGAAUAAUAACCAUCAUGCUGCCAGUGAACUCUACAGCUGGCAUCCAGAACGCUACAGAAGAUGAAGUGUGUGAAAACUGGAGAGAAAUUCACCACUUGGUUUUUCAUUUGGCAAACGCAUGUUUUGCCUUAGGACUGGUUAUUCCUACGAUGCUGAGCCUUCAUAUGAUUUUUCUUCGUGCUUCACUAUGUCUAGGUUGUUCUUUCUUCAUCAUUUGGGCCAGUCUUUAUCGAUGUGCUUUGGACAUAAUGAUAUGGAAUUCUGUUUUUCUGGUUAUCAAUUUUAUGCAUUUUAUUUACCUGGUAUAUAAGAAAAGACCUAUCAAAAUAGAAAAGGAGCUUAAAGGCAUCUACCACAAAAUGUUCGAACCUCUUCAUGUGCCUCCUGAGUUAUUUAAGAGACUCACUGGACAAUUUUGUAAUAUUCAAACUUUACAAAAGGGACAGACAUAUGCAGUAGAAGACAAGACUUCUGUUGAUGACCGUUUAAGUAUACUUCUGAGAGGGAAGAUGAAGGUUUCCUACAGAGGUCAUUUUCUACAUAACAUUUAUCCCAAUGCUUAUAUUGAUUCUCCUGAAUUCAGAUCUACAGAGAUGGACAGGGGUGAAAAAUUCCAGGUUACGAUAACUGCAGAUGACAACUGUGUCUACCUGUGCUGGUCUCGGGAAAGGCUAACGUAUUUCCUGGAAGCUGAACCUUUCUUGUAUGAAAUAUUCAAAUAUUUAAUUGGUAAAGACAUCACGAACAAGCUGUACUCUUUAAAUGACCCAACAUUAAGUGACAAGGUGGCAAAGAAAAUUGAUCGUCAGCCUAGUCUCUGCUCCCAGCUGUCUGUCAUGCAAAUGAGAAACAGCAUGGCCAGCACAAGUGACAGUGAAGAUGGUUUGCAUAACUUUCUACGAGGAACAUCAACGGCUUCUACUCUGAACCAAUCCCCCUGCAUGAGAGGUUCUACCAAGAUGAAGCCAAUUGAAGAAAGCAUUGAGGAAGAUGUGUUUGAGUCAGCAUAUCCACUUGCAACUAAAGUCCAAAGGCUGCCAUAAACACAGAUGUGACCAAAGUACUUACAAAGAAAAUGUUGCUUGGAGACUAAAUAAUCACAAAAACUCUGAAAUGAUCCGUUGUUUUUUUUUCCAUAUAUUACAAAUAGUUUCUUUACAUUCUCACAUAUGCAAGAUUUGUCAUUUUGUACACAGUUCACUAUUUGAUUUUAAUGUCCCUAAGUGUUUGCUUCAUUGUUAAUAAAAAAAAAAAUCUACAAUGUCAACAAGAUUGAGAAAAGCACAAUUUACAUGGAAUUUGCAUUACUUUUGACACCAAAGAGAAUUCCAUACAGUAUAUCCUUUCUAUAUGGUAUGUGUUUUCAGAUUUACAUAUGUGAGCCUCCAUCCAAGAAUCAAUUAUACGUUUUGGAAAACCACCAAUAUUGUAAUGAAAUACAAAUAAAGUGGGGCCUCAAGUUGCAAAGAUCUCAGGUUACAAUAUUGUCAACAUACAAUAGUCUCUCCUGGGCGAUCUUAACUUAAAACCACAUUCAACCUAGGCGCUGCUCAACUGAGGCAGGUGUGAUUGACUGGAAGAUCCAACCUAUCAGCAUAGCUGUUUCACUGGUGAAACACCUGUAUUACUGAGGUGUACAUGUAUGCAUGGAUUGGCUGUGUAGUAAUUCCUCCCUACAGAACAGUACUAUACUACAUGUCUGGCACUGCCUGCUACAGUAUCUAUCUGUGCCAGGAUAAGCUGCUCCUCUGGACACCAGGUGUGGGUAGCUCCAUUUUAUUUUCUGGCACACAGAAAUGAAGGUCCUUUUCUCAGAAAAGAUAGCUAUUUACAGAGUCCAGCAUCUAUGCCUGACAUUUAUAUACACUGCCUGUCCCCAAAAAAAAGUUGCCACCAAAAAAAAAA